AUGAAUCUAAAGCUGAUACUUUAAAAAUCCCAGCUGCUUUUUGUUUUGUUUUAUGAUGAUUACUUCUUGUCGUUUGGCUUGCGUGCGGUAUUUUUUUUUCCAGUCUCGUUACUCUCGUUACUCGUUACCCGCCGUGUCUCCGCCUCUGCUGGUUUAGAACCAUCGGAGCGUUUCUGUCGCGUCCGCCGCUCGCUCGCUCGCGCUGCGGUCCCUUUAAAUCCCGGGGAAGGGAGCAGCGCGUCCUGUCGGACUCGAACUUCUUCUCCCAUCCCGAUCAACAGCUGCUUACCAUUUAGGGAACUUCAACUCCAACUUUUUCUCCCACCUCCUCCUCACAUUCGGGAUUUAUUUCUUCUUCUUCUUUUUUUUUGGUUUUAUGUUGGGCGGAUGUUCAGACGCAGAGAGUCCGCACCUCUGGAAGCUCCAGCCGGGCUUUGCGCAAUGUUCCUGCGCGCUCCGCUCCUCCACAUCUGGAUUAACCAUUUGAAGCUAACGGCCCAGGUCGCAGCGCUGCCCGUGUAAACCCAUCUCCGUGGGCGGACUCUUGGUUCUCCUGCGUGGAUUAUGUUUCCUCUGAAAUGGGUGCGAACAAUGGAAAACAGUAUGGAAGCGAAGGUAAAGGCAGCUCCAGCAUCUCCUCGGACAUAAGCUCCAGCACAGAUCACACACCAACUAAAGCUCCAAAGAAUGCGGCUACCGCCGAAGAGAACAGCACCAGGACUCUGAGCACGCCCAGUCCAGGUCUGAUCCUGCCUUCCAAGUCCUCUUCUCUCUCCUCACCGGCUCUCUCCAGUAACGGCCAUGAGACCAACUCCUCGUCCUCAUCUUCUGCUCCGGCCGAGACGGUGGCGGUGAUCCACCCUCAGCCUGGCAGCCACACCCGCUCCAGACAGUCCAAAGCCCACCACCUCGCCCCCAUUGACCUCCUCCCCGACCACACCCUGCUACAGAUCUUCUCCCGCCUUUCCACCAACCAGCUGUGCCGCUGCGCACGCGUCUGUCGCCGCUGGUACAACCUGGCGUGGGACCCCAGGCUGUGGGUCAGUGUGCGGCUCACGGGGGAGCUCCUUCACGCCGACCGCGCCAUCAGGGUGCUCACCCACCGGCUGUGCCAGGACACCCCCAACGUGUGUCUGACGCUGGAGACGGUGGUGGUCAACGGCUGCAAGAGACUGACCGACCGCGGGCUGCACGUGCUGGCCCAGUGCUGCCCCGAGCUGCGCCGUCUGGAGGUGGCCGGGUGCUACAAUAUCUCCAACGGGGCAGUGUUCGAGGUGGUGACUCGCUGCCCCAACCUGGAACACCUGAACCUCUCAGGAUGCUCCAAGGUGACGUGCAUCAGUCUCACCCAGGAAGCGUCGCUGCAGCUGUCGCCGCUGCACGGCCAGCAGAUCUCCAUUCACUACCUGGACAUGACCGACUGCUUUUCCCUGGAGGAUGAGGGUUUGCGGACUAUCGCCGCGCACUGCCCCCGCCUCACCCACCUGUACCUGCGGCGCUGCGUCAGACUGACAGACGAGGCUCUGCGCCACUUGGCUCUGUACUGCUCCUCCAUCAGGGAGCUGAGUCUCAGCGACUGCCGCCUUGUGGGCGACUUCGGCCUGCGCGAGGUGGCCCGGCUGGAGGGCUGCCUGCGGUACCUGAGCGUGGCCCACUGCACCCGGAUCACAGACGUGGGCGUGCGCUACGUGGCCCGCUACUGUCCCAGACUGCGCUACUUAAACGCCAGGGGCUGCGAGGGGCUAACGGAUCACGGCCUGGGCCACCUGGCCAGAAGCUGCCCCAAACUGAAGUCUCUGGACGUGGGCAAAUGCCCGCUGGUGUCGGACAGCGGGCUGGAGCAGCUGGCUAUGUACUGCCAGGGCCUGAGGCGCGUCAGCCUCAGGGCCUGCGAGAGCGUGAGCGGCAGAGGACUCAAAGCUCUGGCAGCGAACUGCUGCGAGCUGCAGCUCCUCAACGUGCAGGACUGCGAGGUGUCGCCGGAGGCCCUGCGGUUCGUCCGACGCCACUGCCGGCGCUGCGUCAUCGAGCACACGAACCCGGCUUUCUACUGAGGCCGGGCCGAGCGUGGGAUGGUUCCCCUGACAAGUGGAUUUGGAUUUAUUCCCGCUAAAGCGUCUGCAGAGGUCAGCGGUUCAAAAUCUGGAGUGCAAUACUGGCUACAAUGUUUGGAUCCACUAGGGGGCAGCAGCUGCUGCCAUUCAGCAGAAUGUAUUUGACAUAUUGAUCUGUGAAAAGGCCCAGAAGUUGAGGUUUUCUGCAGCACACCUUUCUCCCUCUGCAGUGUAUCCUGCUAAAACACUGAGCAGCGGCUACAGCGGAGUCAGCAUCCAGAAUACUUGUAAUAUAUACAUUAUAUACAUAUAUAUAUUUUUCUAGAAGUCCUCAUCACCUUAAAGCCCUAGUAUCACUACCAUGCAUUAUUCCAACUAUUUAUAAUCUGUUCUGUGGAAGUGAGAGCGCUGCAAGAAUGCGAGCCCUUCAAACGUGCGCAUGUGCACUUUACUGUCACUCCGCCACUGCCAUGACAGAGUACCUGAUAGGAAGGGGGAGGAGCUUGGAACGGGAUCAUCGUUGGAAAUAAAUAGGACCAUGUUGCUGCUAAAGCUGUUGCCAAAAACUGUGUUCAUGAGUCAUAAAGUUUCUGGGAACGUUGAGGAAUUCCUUUUAUGGAUAAAAAAAAAAACUGGUUUUCCUGCAGAUUUUCAAGCCGUUGAUGUUCGAAAAUAAACUAGAUGUUAAAACUUUAAUGUUUGAAAAGAAACCUUUUGUCAUUUCAGAUGAUUCUUAGAAUAAAACAAACCCUUCAAACAUAAAACAGCAAAUUAAUUUUCCUUUGUGAAAGUUCUCAUUUGAACACAUUUUUUAAAUGAAUAUUUAUAUUUAUGUAGGAAACAACAUGUUUUGGUCUGAAAUUAGAACAACAUGAAAAGAACAUUUUAUUUUUUUUAAUCAAAAAUAAAGGGAUUUUGGUUU
This is a messenger RNA of Oryzias latipes (Japanese medaka), 2976 nucleotides long. RefSeq names its product F-box/LRR-repeat protein 7. NCBI's taxonomy places the organism in Eukaryota, Metazoa, Chordata, Actinopteri, Beloniformes, Adrianichthyidae. Gene Ontology annotation, cellular component: cytoplasm; SCF ubiquitin ligase complex. Gene Ontology annotation, molecular function: protein binding. The record is from RefSeq and is a predicted model, not a curated record. Gene Ontology annotation, biological process: SCF-dependent proteasomal ubiquitin-dependent protein catabolic process.